This is a messenger RNA of Mizuhopecten yessoensis (Yesso scallop), 1062 nucleotides long. Its product is annotated as glutenin, high molecular weight subunit PW212-like. Lineage: Eukaryota; Metazoa; Mollusca; Bivalvia; Pectinida; Pectinidae. The record is from RefSeq and is a predicted model, not a curated record. Bases 1 to 1062 code for a protein of 353 amino acids. The transcript has a single exon.
AUGGUCAGCCAGGAGAGGGACAAAGGUCAGCCAGGAGAGGGGCAAAGGUCAGCCAGGAGAGGGGCAAAGGUCAGCCAGGAGAGGGGCAAAGGUCAGCCAGGAGAGGGGCAAAGGUCAGCCAGGAGAGGGGCAAAGGUCAGCCAGGAGAGGGGCAAAGGUCAGCCAGGAGAGGGGCAAAGGUCAGCCAGGAGAGGGGCAAAGGUCAGCCAGGAGAGGGGCAAAGGUCAGCCAGGAGAGGGGCAAAGGUCAGCCAGGAGAGGGACAAAGGUCAGCCAGGAGAGGGGCAAAGGUCAGCCAGGAGAGGGGCAAAGGUCAGCCAGGAGAGGGGCAAAGGUCAGCCAGGAGAGGGGCAAAGGUCAGCCAGGAGAGGGACAAAGGUCAGCCAGGAGAGGGACAAGGAUCAGCCAGGAGAGGGGCAAAGGUCAGCCAGGAGAGGGGCAAAGGUCAGCCAGGAGAGGGACAAGGGUCAGCCAGGAGAGGGACAAGGGUCAGCCAGGAGAGGGACAAAGGUCAGCCAGGAGAGGGACAAAGGUCAGCCAGGAGAGGGGCAAAGGUCAGCCAGGAGAGGGGCAAAGGUCAGCCAGGAGAGGGGCAAAGGUCAGCCAGGAGAGGGGCAAAGGUCAGCCAGGAGAGGGACAAGGGUCAGCCAGGAGAGGGACAAGGGUCAGCCAGGAGAGGGACAAAGGUCAGCCAGGAGAGGGACAAGGGUCAGCCAGGAGAGGGACAAAGGUCAGCCAGGAGAGGGACAAAGGUCAGCCAGGAGAGGGGCAAAGGUCAGCCAGGAGAGGGGCAAAGGUCAGCCAGGAGAGGGGCAAAGGUCAGCCAGGAGAGGGGCAAAGGUCAGCCAGGAGAGGGGCAAAGGUCAGCAAGGAGAGGGAUAAAGGUCAGCCAGGAGAGGGACAAGGAUCAGCCAGGAGAGGGGCAAAGGUCAGCCAGGAGAGGGGCAAAGGUCAGCAAGGAGAGGGGCAAAGGUCAGCCAGGAGAGGGACAAGGGUCAGCCAGGAGAGGGACAAAAGUCAGCCAGGAGAGGGGCAAAGGUCAGCCAGGAGGAAGCGCAGUUAG